UUAAGUCUCCUGCCUCGGAAAAGUGACUUCCUUGGGGUUCUUUUUCUUGACAUUCUCGCCUUUUCCCGCGGUGGGAAUCCGAGCGAGCCGGGGCCUUCUUCGGAGCCGAUCCCAGCCAGCCGGGCAAGACCCAUCCCACGCCGAGUUUCCUCCGGGGAUCUCCACGCACCCUGCUCGGCAUCCUGAGUCAAACCAUGGAGCCAGCCUUCGGCGAGGUCAACCAGCUCGGCGGGGUCUUCGUCAAUGGCCGCCCUUUGCCCAACGCCAUCCGGCUUCGGAUAGUGGAACUAGCUCAGCUGGGCAUCCGACCGUGCGACAUCAGCCGGCAGCUGCGCGUCUCCCAUGGCUGCGUCAGCAAGAUCCUGGCGCGCUACAACGAGACCGGCUCCAUCUUACCCGGGGCCAUCGGAGGUAGCAAGCCGCGGGUCACCACGCCAACAGUAGUGAAGCACAUUCGGACUUACAAACAAAGGGAUCCGGGCAUUUUUGCUUGGGAGAUCCGGGACCGGCUGCUGGCCGACGGCGUGUGCGACAAGUACAACGUGCCCUCUGUCAGUUCCAUUAGCCGGAUUCUGCGCAACAAGAUUGGAAACCUUUCUCAGCAGAAUCACUACGAGGCUUACAAGCAGCACCAGGCAGCUCCGCAGCCGGCCCUGCCUUACAACCACAUCUACUCUUAUCCCAGCCCCAUAGCUGCAGCAGGUGCCAAGGUGCCUACCCCACCUGGCGUGCCAACGAUCCACAGCGCCGUCCAUAUGCCUCGGACCUGGCCCUCCUCUCAUUCCGUCACUGACAUCUUGGGAAUUAGGUCCAUAACAGAUCAAGUGAGCGACAGCUCGCCCUAUCACAGCCCCAAGGUGGAAGAGUGGAGCAGCCUGAGCAGAAGCGGCUUCACGGCCCAGCACGUUGCGGUGAACGGGCUGGACAAGGGCUCCCUCGAGCACGAGACCAAGUACAGCCAGGCACCAAGCUGCCUUCCAACUGUCGGAAGCUUUGUCUCUGCACCAACAAUGGCACCUUAUCCCGCAGCAGCCCAGGUGUCCCCUUAUAUGGCGUACAGUGCUGCUCCUUCUGGUUACGUAGGUAGUCAUGGCUGGCAGCAUGCUGGGGGCACCCCUCUUUCACCCCACAACUGUGAUAUUCCAGCUUCCCUGGCUUUCAAGGGCAUGCAAGCAGCCAGAGAAGGUAGUCACUCCAUCACCGCCUCUGCACUCUGAUAUUGGAAAUGCGGCAGAACCUCUGGCCCGGUCCGAUCCAGCUCAGUGUUCUUUCUUUUGUCCCUAUCAUUCUUCUUCACAGACUGACUCAAUGAGCUGGAACUAUUUUUCCAUGAUUUUGUGCUUAAAAAACCAAAUAAUAAUUGUGGUUUGGUAAGUGUAAAUAACAUAAGGAAGGGAUAAAUGUGUUGUCUCCCUUUGCACUGCAUAAAGAAGAUUUGACAACCCUCAGAGGGCUUGUGUGACUGUUUCAUUGGUAAAACCACACAUAUUUAUUUUAAAGCUACAGGACUUUUUCAAAUGUGCAAUUGUUUCAUAUUUGUGAGAAACCAUUCAAAGAAACCCAAUAGAUCAACAAAUGCAAUCAAAUAGAAAUUGACUUCUGGACCAACAAAUAGUUCUUGUGGAAAAAAGUAUGGACAGAUGAAUAGUCGUUGUGGCUAACAGCUUGUGUUUUAUAGCAACAAAUUAUAGAACCAAAUGAAUACAUGGCUCUGUUAUUUAUCCUGUAUUUUGUUGUGAUCACAAAGACAAUGAUGUUUUUGUUUUCUCUUUGUAAAUAUGGACUUGGUUAUCAUCUACAUUUCCACUCGUCAACUGACUUCUGUUUUUCCUUUUGUUGUUAAGUGGUGACAUGGUAGACAUGCUUUUCCCACUUUAGCAUCCUUCAAUAGUGUUAGGAUUGCAAUUCCAGAACAUUCAGUGGGAAUUCCAUGAAUUGCAUUCCCAAUUCACCCAGAGUUUGCCAAAAUGGGAAAGGAUUUCCAAGCAAUUUGCUGUUUCUCUUCUUGGUGAUGUCAUUUGCCUUAAUGGUUCAAGUUUUGAUAAUUCUAUGUUUGCAGCAUAGUAUGAAAGCUCCUGAAAGCACUUGGAUUUAAUGAAAAGCAUUUGGUUUUUUUCCAGCAAAGAACCUAAAAUGAGUACAAGUAGUCCUCAUUUAGUGACCACAAUUGGGACUGGCAACUGGGUUCUUAGGUGAAGUGGUUGCUAAAUGAAAUUGCAGCUGUGCUUAUGAUCAACUUUCCUUUGCUUUACAGAUCUGCAAAAGUUAUAAAUGUGAGGAUUGGUUGAAAAGUUAGCUUUUUUUAUCACCGUCGUAACAGUGAACAGUUCUAAACAAGGCAGUUGCUAAAUGAGGACUACCUAUAACUCUAUAUUCCUAAUGGGUUGAAUUCAGAAAGUUUCUCUCACUCUUUCACAAAUGGAAGAAUGCCUUUUGUUUGUGGAAGACACUAGUGUUCAAUGAAAACUGCUGCUAAAAAUAAUAAUAAAAUGUAAUAAAUAAAAAUAAGCAACACAAAUUAUGCCACAGUAACCUAUUCUAUUCUCUUCAGUAGAGUCUCCCAGCAUUUGGCACAACCUUUCAAGAGAUACAAUAAAUUAUAGGAGGAGGUAGAAUCAGCAAAGUUAAUGUUCCCUUUUUUCUUCUGCAGAAGCAUCCUUUGAGCAACAUUUACUUACUAGUAUAUCAAUCCAUUUAUUUCAGUGGCAAAUGAUUGCUUUUUCUGGAUAUACUGUAUAGAGAAAAUAUUUUCCAUAUGGUAUUUAAUCACCUACCUUCAUAAUACCGUAGCAUCACUGACAUGAAAGAGACACAGAUGGGAAAAAAUUAAACAAAAUGGAAAGUUAUCCCGUCUCUUUAAUGUGAAAUUGUGGGCGGAGAUUGUGGCCAAUAAUCCAAUCCAUAAUAAGAGUUUUACCUCCAAUAUUCCUUUUACUGGGUGCUUGGGCAGAAAGUGGGUGAAUUAUGAUGCAAGUAACCACUGUGAAAGCAAAUUGUACUGUAAUUUCUUUGCUUCGCUGAGUUCAGUAAUUCUAGCCCCAGCCUCCCAAGUUAUGUUGCCAUUUUGAAAAGUAAAAGAAGAAAAAAUGUCUACAAUUCCUGUUUUAUUGAAUGUAAAACAAAACUAGGCUUUUGGUAAAGUUUACAUUAUUGUACAUAAGCAUGUUUCAUUCAUAGACAUAUUGGUGGUGGUACUACAGAUAUUAUUUAUAAUGUUAACAAUAUUCAUCUUUUUCAUUGCUGUAUCCUUUAUCAAGCAUCAUUUCAUGGUCACUUGGAUUCCAAUUGCUCUCUUAUAUUUUUUUUCCAGUAUAAUCUUUUCAAGAUGGUCUGUUCUCCUUGGACAAUAAUAAAGUUGUGAAUAUAGUUUUGGAAAGCCUGCUCAAGCUUGCCAUUGUGUGUUGAAGAUAACCAUAAGAAGGAAAGAUUUGAAAAUCGACAUAUCUCCUAGCAUGAUUAAAUAUUAAUAUAUUAUGUACUUUUGUAAGUCUAGUGCAAUAAUGUAAAAAAAACAUGUUGCUCAAUACAGAUUUUGAAAGACUGCUUAAUAAAACUAUCUACAUUUCUUCCUGGCCAUAUUACACAUAAGCAUACUGCUGGGAGAAUAAGAUAAGAUCUUGUCUCUUUUCUGAGAAUAUCAUGUUUUUAUUUUAAAAAAGUCAACCGAGCUCGAUCUCUAAGGCAAUUCAAGGGAAAUAAUGUGUGAUGUCAUAUUGAGGCUUCCUGUAAAAUGUUCCAAAAUAUUUUCAUUUUGCAAUCAUUUAAUCGUAGAUUGAAAAGAGAAUAUUUAUAAACUGUAAUUGGUGUCAGUAGACUGUUUUCAGGCUCCUAUUUUGUUUUUAAGUACUGCUAGAACCAGUUGACCAGAAAGUAAGUGCAGCUUAUUUGUAAGGCCCGAAGGAAAUGCAUUCGCUUGUAAUACAUGGUGCCCUUUUGUGGAAUCCUUAAUCAAUUAAAAGUACUGUUACUCUGAGGCUCACCAAUCCCUUCAGCUACAGACUUCAGAAGAAUACUUGUUUUCAUUGGUUCUCUGGAGUUCAAUGGCUAUGGAGAUUCUCAGUCAUCCAGGUCUUGAUUGUCUCAAAGGUGCUUUUGCAAGA
Molecule: messenger RNA, 4100 nt
Organism: Ahaetulla prasina
Lineage: Eukaryota; Metazoa; Chordata; Lepidosauria; Squamata; Colubridae
Gene: PAX9
Product: paired box 9
Exons: 4
Coding region: 195-1217 (340 amino acids)
Biological process (GO): regulation of transcription by RNA polymerase II; anatomical structure development
Molecular function (GO): DNA-binding transcription factor activity, RNA polymerase II-specific; RNA polymerase II cis-regulatory region sequence-specific DNA binding
Source: RefSeq, a predicted model, not a curated record